AUGAUAUUAAGGAAAUUUGUCUAAUAAUUAAGCCAAGUACAACUCUUGAAUAAGCAAGUGUACCAAUUUGGGAGACCAUUUAGAAUUAAGGUCAAUAAAUUUACUGGUGGAGCACUACAACAAAAUAAGAAGGAACAGGAGAAUGAAUAAGAUGAGGAUAUUAAUUAUCAAGAAUUAGAAGAUCCCGAUUUUGAUAAAAAUAAACAAAAGCAAAAUAAGUUUAAACAUAUAGAUGAAGAUGAUUUGAAAGAUCUUUAAAAUGAAAAAUUUGAUAUAUCUUAGUUUGCUGAAUCAGCAAAUCAAGUUGUGCUUGAUUCUUUUUAAAAUCCUGAACAUGAUCCUUCAAAAGCUAAUACAAUUAAGAAAUUUAAAGAUCUAAGUGAUGGUGAAGAAGAAGAAGAGGAAAGAUCAUAAUUAAAAUUGUCAAAAGAAGAAGAUAAGCAAUUCUCAAAAGAAUAAGUUUAGUUUAUUAAAGAAACACUAAUGUAUGAAGGAGAAGAUCCAUACUUUGAAAAACUAGUUAAUCGUCCUGAAAAAGGAGUAGUUUGGGGUCUUGGUGGUCAACUUCUUAAAUAGUAAAAGAACUUCUUUGAAAAGGGUAAAUAUCCCACUCCAGAAGCAGUUAUAAGCUUCUUAGAAUUAGAAUAAGGUAAGGAUAUUAUUUGUGUUGACUUAGAAAAAGAGUGCAAUAGAUAUGAUCUCCCCAGAUUUGGUAUUAUUCUUUCCUCUUUUUCAUGCAGACAUAACUACAGGAUAGCAUAAAAUCUCCUGAAAGCAAUUAGAGAACUAGAAAUUCCAGAUAUGAAAGAUAAAAACUUCAAAAUAAGUGGUAGAAAAGAUGACGAAUGGCUUAUGGUUGAUUUUAACGACAUUUAAGUACAUUGCUUUGUUGAGGAAUCAAGAGAAGAAAUUGAUCUUGAGUGGAAGUGGAAAAAUCCUCCCUCUAAAGAAGAAAUGGCAGAGUUUGAAAAAAUAUAAAACCACAAAUCGAGAAAAACAUUCUUUGAGCCUUUAGAUGAUUAUUGA
Molecule: messenger RNA, 1026 nt
Organism: Tetrahymena thermophila SB210
Lineage: Eukaryota; Ciliophora; Oligohymenophorea; Hymenostomatida; Tetrahymenidae
Product: oligomerization domain protein
Exons: 2
Biological process (GO): negative regulation of translation; negative regulation of ribosome biogenesis
Molecular function (GO): ribosomal large subunit binding
Source: RefSeq, a predicted model, not a curated record